UGGAGGAAUGUACGAGAUCGGGAGAGAGAGAGAGAGAGAGCACACACGCACGCACGCAGACACGCACACGCACAGAGAGAGUGUGAUAUGUGUUCACCUUUUACUCCAUUUGCGUCACAGCAAGUGAGGAUUGGGCCACAGACAUGAAGGCAUGCUGCAUGAACAUCCACUACAUGCUUUCAUAACAACACAGAAAACAUUUUUUUGCUGAGAAGACAAAUUUCACAUUCGCGAUGCGACUCGUUGCGUGACAUUGUGGCGUGUGUGCGUGUGUGUGAUUGAUUUUUUUUUUUAAAGCGAUGGAGCAGCAGUCAUCCAAGAAGAAGAACAUGGACGUUUGCCUGCGCAGACUCAAACAGGAGCUGGUGUCCAUGAAAGAAGCAGGAGAUGGCCUCCACGCUCAGAUGAAUUCAAUGAUGGGAGCCCUCCAGGAACUCAAGCUCCUUCAAGUCCAGACUGCUCUUGACAACCUCAACCUAUCAGCUCGACCGGUCGUAAGAGGACGGACACAUCUCCAGGAGACCCCAGCUUCUGACACAACGUCCACGAGUGCUUCAGACAGGAAUCACACGUUGUCCGACGAUCCCAUCCAGAGUCUGCAGACUUCCAUGGAGUUUGGGGCUACGUUUACCAGAGAUGGACCUAGCAUGUCACAAUGUAGAUACAGCAGUGAAGGGACUUUGUCUUCUGGAGCCAGUCUGGAGAUGGAUAGACGUGAUGGAGCAGUAACACAAAGCAAGAAUGACCUAGACGCAUUACCAAGAAGGUGGUCAGGCUACAUGGCGCCACAGGUGGACUUCUAUGGGCCAAUGGUGGGGAACCCUCCACCAGAACCCUACAUCCAGUUGCAGGCUCCCCAGCGUUCACAGGUGGUGGAUCUACCGGGGAUUCUUAACAGCCUCUCCAGAGAAGGUCCAUCAUUAGACAACGAUUACUCCCAGGAUAGCAUGGAUGAUUCCGGCGACUGGACUUCUUCACUCAUGAGCCGUAGCCGCAACCGCCAACCCUUAGUGCUUGGGGAUAACAUCUUCGCCGACCUUGUAGGUAACUGGCUGGACUUGCCCGAGGUAGAGACAGAUGAGGGGGAGGAAGACGAGUCAAGGAAGAAGAGGGAAGUGCGGAUGACGGAUGAAAGCACCGACAGACCGGACACCCCGGCUCACCCGCUCCGCCUCAGCCGCUCUCAGGAGAUCUGCAGGAAGUUCUCACUCACUACGAACAUCUUCAAGAAGUUCCUCCGCAGUGUUCGACCGGACAGAGACAAGCUACUCAAGGAGAGGCCCGGCUGGAUGGCGCCGGAGCUUCCAGAAGGUGACCUCUUCAAACGGCCCAAAAAGAUGGCUCCCAAAAGUGGCCAAAAAGGCAGCUUCUACUUGCCAUUCUGGGCUAACGGACAGCAGGGUAAAGGCCGCUUGGGUCAGAUGGAAACAGAAACAAAUCAAACCCACUUCCACCAGGUCCAUGAGAAACCAUUUGCAGGGAUUUAUUUAGAUCGAAGACAGCCAGAGACCUGUUUGAGGAAAGUGCAGCCAUUGUUUGACUACAACACAGCUGUGUGGGUGUGACCGCGGGCGGUUGGCAGCCUGGUAUGGUGGCAGCCUGUGCCAGUGUCAGGUGGCCGGAUGAAGAACUGUCGUUUGAAAACUAACGUCACAGUCAAGAACUGACAGUCUGACAAUCCUAAAACCAGGAACCUCUUUUACCAGUCAGUGUUAAAGACAUUUUUGAUGAUACACUGCAGAUUUUGUACCGCCCAAAUUUCCUUGAUGUACAUCUAUGACUGGAAUAUCUCAGACGUGUACCCUUACCAAACAGUCUUGGGUCAAAUGGACCCGUUUUAUAAAAGCUGUCACUAGCCACGUUUACAUGAGAAGUUUUUCUCUUUCCGAAUGGAAUCUUUCCGAAUGACCUUUCCGAAAGCAAUGGUAUACAUGGAAAGGAAUAUUCCAAUCGCGUGUCUACAUGCGCCGCUAUAAUCAACCAGAAUAGUCAAUGGGGCAUGCGCAGUAAAACGUAAACACCAACAUCACGUGAUACCAACUUCCUCAAGUUUUUCUUUCACUUGUUGGAAUAACUCCGUAUUGCGAGUUUUUCCUUCGUCCAGUCUUGGAAUUUAGUUUGAAUCAAAAACAAGCCGUCCAGUGCCGAUUGCUCGCCUCCAUUUUUUUUUUAAAUCGAAGAACGUCUCGAGCUGCGUGUUACGUCAUAUCUCAGCAUUCGCGGAAAGAACGCACCCGGGAACAGGAAAAGAUAAAGUUCAAUCUUGCUAAUAUUUUAUUAUUAAGCUCGGCACAUCUUUUAUAUAGAUAAGAUAUAUAUAUAUAUAUAUAUAUGUAUAUAUAUAUAUAUAUUUUUUUUUUUUUUUUUUCUUUUUUAAUAAAACUGGACUUGUGAAUGGCGUAUAGAAGGGUUUAGAUUCUGUUCCACAGAUGGCGCUAAUGCACACGAAAGCUGCUUGCCAACCGCCAAUAAACAACAGAAGAAGAAAAACACCACGAAGAAGAACGCACCCUGACAACUUUCCGAUUGAGCGGGUACAAGAUACCUCAAUCGGAUUGGGGAAAGGAAUAUUCCACCCCUGUGAAUCCGAUUAUAUAUUCAUUCGGAUUGGACCUUUCUUUCGGAAUGAGGUGUAUACAAAGGUAAGGCAAAUAACCCGAAUGGAAUUGGAAUAUUUGGGUCCAUGUAAACGUGGCUACUGAAUAAUGGUUCUCGAGCAGAUAAAAACUGUUUAGACAAGGGCAUACAUUCAAAACCUAAACCAAAAGGUGAUUGGAUGAUUGUUGUUCUCGGAAAAUUGGCACUAUAUGCACUCCAUAUCAAUUGGUCAAAUGUAAAGACUGCCAAAACAAAGAUUGCUGUAAGUCUAUCAUGGUUUUCAAAAUGUUAGCUAACACCAUUAUCAACACCAUCACCCAUGUUUUUGUUUACUUUUGCCUGGAGUACAUUGAGGAUUGGACCAGCUAAGGUCCAAGUGGGACAUGUGUGGAAUCCAAUUUAAGAUAUAUAUUCAACUCUUAAAUACGAUGGUAACAUGUAGCAAGCUAACUUCAAGGGAUCUAAACAAAAAUCUGCCAAAGACUGGCCAGUUUAACAAAAGUUAAUGUUGAAUGUUGGCGUCCAGUUCUGACAAAACUGCUGCUUUGACCAAAAUGCUCAUUGUUAAUCUGUUUGGAUGCUGCCAUUGAGCUCGUUUUUGGCCCAGCGGGACAUGACAGCAACAGAGUGCAUGACUAGAUCACUUCAUAACAGAAGUUGCACGUUACAUUUGUUGUGUAUGUGUGGGUUUAGUUUUUUUUUGUUAGCCUGCUGUCGUGUUACAUAUUCUAAAUGUCUGUGCUGUGUGGCACACACAGAAUCAACUGUCAGUCCACAUGGGCUGUUGGCACAGAGGAGGAAGGGGGUGAACAUGGCAGAGCCGACCAUUGACUGCCAUCUGCUAUCAGGACGUUGUGUAAAAACAUGUUUGCAGAUAGUGUAGUUCAACCGAAACGGCUUUCUGUACAUAUUUGUCAACAGCAAUUAUUCCACAUGACACAUUAUUAUUAUCCCAGCACUGCCAACACUUGGACCACUGUAUACGCAAGGACAAUCUGACACACUUAUAAUUUAUUCUAAGUUAUUAUUAUUCAUAUUUUUAAACUGACCAAUCAGAGUAGCCAUCAAGGAUUAGGCCUUUAGCUCUUUGGAGCCUCUUGGCCACUUCAUCCAUAUGGUGGCUCAGUCUCAGGAUCCAGGUCACUCCAUCACAUAUUUUCCUCCAUAAGGCACACUUUGCCGCCCAAAAUAUGGUUGUUGUCACAUGUAUUUGCUCGUUUUUACAUCCUCAAGUGGGGUUAUUGGUGUUGUUUUUUUAUGCAAAUUGUUACUUGUGAUUCUGUCAUGUGUUUUGUAGACUUUGUAUACAAUAAAUCUGCUUUCAGAAACAAACAUGGCUGCUGUUUAGUGUAUCACACAGGUACUUGGGUGAAGGUUGUGGAAUUUUAAUUAUUAAACAUUCCACACGUUGCAAGGUUGCAAAAGGAGCCCUCUGUAUUGGAAUUGGUGAGAUAUUAUUUGCAUUAAUGAAAAAAAACACAUUUUCUCAUCAAAAUAUUACUUUAAAAUAUAAAUAAAUAUGGAAAUAUAAUUAAUUAAUUGGGAAACACACAAAUAAUAAUGACAAAAAAAAUGCUGUAAUUACAUAAAUGCUGCAUAAUGUAAAACAAAUGCAAAAGCAAACCCCCAAAACAACUUCAUAAGAAAAAUGCGCCAAAUUCAUGGGGAAAAACACAACUUGUAGCAUUUAUCUCAAGAAGUUGUGUGUUUGGGCUUUUUCGCAUUUGCUUUUGAUCCUGCAGCAUUUUUAAUUUGCCCUAUUUUACUGUUACAUGUGUUUUAUGGUGUUUGUGUGUUUUUAGUUUUGGCUAAUUUCUGUGCAUUUAGACGUUGCUGCAUGUUUGACCCUGUCGGCAACGUCAUUUCUU
Doryrhamphus excisus (bluestripe pipefish) is the source of this 4466-nucleotide messenger RNA. It is a transcript of the gene inka2, whose product is annotated as inka box actin regulator 2. Gene Ontology annotation, molecular function: protein serine/threonine kinase inhibitor activity; protein kinase binding. Lineage: Eukaryota; Metazoa; Chordata; Actinopteri; Syngnathiformes; Syngnathidae. The record is from RefSeq and is a predicted model, not a curated record. Gene Ontology annotation, cellular component: nucleus.